AUUUGACAGUUACGAUGAUGGUUUCAGGACGGUUGGGUAAGAAUUCGUGAUCAGUUGAUCCUCUACAACGGUUCAAACCCGAUAACUUGAUAAUUGAAAUAGAGUAAUCGACUAUUCUUAUUCCGUUCUUUCCAUACGCUAAAUCAAGCGCGUCUUGAAAGUGGUUAAAAUUUAGGAAUGGAUGGAGGAACAUCAAUGCUUCCUACAGAAUCGCCUACAGCUUCUGGGGGUUCUCUGAAUGAAGUGGCGAAAGCUAUAGGAUGUGCUCAUUAUAAGAGAAAGUCGAAAUUUGUGACACCCUGCUGCAACAAGGUGUACACUUGUCGUUUUUGUCAUGAUGAAAAAGAGGAUCAUUCUGUGAAUAGAAAAGAAGUAACAGAACUGAUUUGUACCCUUUGUGAUGUAAGGCAGCCAGUGCAGGCAAUAUGUCAGAACUGUGGUAUUCGUUUUGGCAAAUACACUUGUCUGGAGUGCAAUCUAUUCGACGAUGAAGAGAAGAGCCAGUUUCACUGUUCCGGUUGCGGAAUUUGCAGGAUAGGUGGCGCUGAAAAGUUUUUCCAUUGCGAGAAAUGCAACAUUUGCCUGCCUAUUAUGCUUCAGAAUGGCCAUAGGUGCGUUGAGAACGUAUCUAGAGGAAACUGUCCAGUGUGCUUGGAGGAUAUACAUACCUCAAGAAUUCCAAGUCACAUACCAAAGUGUGGACACUUGUUGCAUAGAACGUGCUUCGAGCAAUUGUUGAAAGCUGGACAUUAUGCCUGUCCUAUUUGCCAAACUUCCCUGAUGGACAUGGCACAGCUAUGGCAAUUUCUGGACAAUGAGAUUGCUCAUACACCGAUGCCUCAAGAGUGCAGAAAUUAUAGGGUGAUGAUUCUUUGCAAGGAUUGUCAUAAGAAAGGAUCUGUGAAGUUCCAUCUGAUUGGUUUCAAAUGCAUACAUUGUGGAUCUUAUAACACCUGCAGGAUAACAGCACCUACCACUCCUCCAGAAUCUGACACAGAAGGCUAAAAGAUGGGAAGGUUGUUAUUUUAUCGAUGAUGUCUUCAAGUCUUGUGAAGGAUUAUGUGCGAUUUUCAUUGUUAUGUAUGAAAUAUUAAGGGUAGCUUUAGAAUGCUAUAUGUUUUUAUGUGACCAACCACAAUAUAGUAUUCCUUCUUUAGCAGAAGACUGAAAAUUGGCUAACAAAGUUUUACAGUAUUUUCUACGACGCUUGUUUAUUGAAAUUUUAAAAGUAUUAUUUCCUCAAUCCCAAUUUCGGAUAAGGAUAGUUACCUUUGCAGCUUUUGAAAUGUUAUGAACAAAUUUCAUUUAGAAUGUAACGUUAGGUCUGUCAUUAUUUUAUUGUUGAAUGAUUUUUUGAGAUGAUUAAUAAAAUUCGAUAUAAAAA
This is a messenger RNA of Harmonia axyridis, 1384 nucleotides long. RefSeq names its product RING finger and CHY zinc finger domain-containing protein 1 (gene Rchy1). The transcript is spliced from 6 exons. Gene Ontology annotation, cellular component: nucleus. Bases 178 to 1005 code for a protein of 275 amino acids. The record is from RefSeq and is a predicted model, not a curated record. Gene Ontology annotation, molecular function: zinc ion binding; ubiquitin protein ligase activity. Gene Ontology annotation, biological process: protein ubiquitination; ubiquitin-dependent protein catabolic process. NCBI's taxonomy places the organism in Eukaryota, Metazoa, Arthropoda, Insecta, Coleoptera, Coccinellidae.